AUGAACGAGCUGCCUGCCCCACUGACAAUCAUUAAACGCGGGUCUUUGUCCGACCGGAAAGUCAGAUCGCUGUCUGUAGCAUACCCGCAUAUUCCGUGUCGCAGCUCUUCACUUGCCAUGGGUUUGAAUCAUGACUCCAACGAGGCUACAACAUCUACACGAACCCCGUCUCUGAGUGACAGUCUUUACAAUAUUGAGAUUAUGAAGCUUCGUUCGAAAUAUACUACAGCAGUACGGGGUACUUUGAUUCCUGGCCAAGAUGCAGAUGACGACCCAUUUGUUGACAACGUGAUUGUUUCCGUACCUUUGAACUUCAUAUACCUGCUGAUCCAUUUACAGAAUUCGCGACGUCCUAUCCAGACCGAAGGACCAAUGGCAAGAAAUGGCUACCAUCUUGCGCCACGCCUGCUUGUUCGCUGGAGUUCAGGGUCUUGGAAUUCUUUGCAACCAGGUUUCAUGUCAACACCACAAAAGGUCUCCCUGGAAAUUGGAGCAUCCACAAGUCCCAUGUCACCACGGAAUUCCAGGCCUGAUCGCGUCCAGUCUUUGUCGGAAAUUUUGCACCAAGGCGCAUCCAACUUGAUGUGCCCGCUGGAGCUUCCUAUUGCAUUCGCCAAUAUGCGAUCUUAUGCAAGUCGUCCAUAUAUGGAGGCAGAUUACAUGUCCGUUUGGACCUCUGUGAAUAUAUCUGUUGAUGUCAACCCCAUUGCGCUUCCUGAGACCGCUCAACUGGCUCCUCUUGACAUUAUCAUCCUCUUUGAUUGGUUACAACAACCUUCACCGAGCCUUUUGACACCCAUGAUUAUAGCAUCCACGGCACUCACUUCAAAAUUGAUUGCCUCUUACGAUAGACUGGCCUUGACAUGCGUAAAUGGGCGUUCACCGAGCGGAUUUGAUACAUUGCUCCCUCUGGGAUUCCAUUCGGCCGAGGCGGUUCAUGCCGCCUUGAACGUCUUUUCUAUACGGCAGAUGAAGAAGCAUAGAAGAAGAUGCCCGGAUUUGGCCAAAUCGAUUCAAAAGGUUUCCCAACUCUUUUGUCCCUCUUCUAGAAAUGCUUUCUGUCAUCUGGUCCUUGUCUCAGCAAGCUCCCCAAAGUCCUUUUUGGUAGCCAACAUCGACAAGGCUGUUGGGUUUCACACAGUCUCUCCCCAGACUUACUUCCCAGUUGGGACAGCCCACCCACCUGGUUGGCACAUAUGUUCUGAUACCAACGAGGCAGACGCAGACCCUAGCAAUGCCCAUUUUGCGCGCAAAAUCAACAAGAUCGUUCGACAGCUUCGCACUGGCAUGAGUCCUGGAGUCAUAUCAGACCUAAGAAUCUCCGUUGGCCCUGGCAAUGGAUGUUGGUUUGAGGCUGCAGCAGGAGAUACCCAUCUGAUGCAACUGCGACCAGGGGAGACUUGGAUAUACAAGCUGAAAAUUGGCAUACCCCUGGUUCAACGCAACGAAGCACAGCUCCCGAAUAAUGCCACAUUCAGGGAGUUGAUUGCUCAGAUCAAUGAUGUCCUGAAAGAGUUUUCCUGUGAGCCGGCUCUCCAGCAGAUUCUUACCGCCGGACUCGAAUAUGAACACUCCUUUCUACCAAAAUCGCACACUGUAUGCUUGGAGACUCAUUGCACGAUUUCCCGCACCCCAGACAUAUCUAGCAAGCCAGUUAGCGCUCAUCAGAAGAUUUCCACACUAAUGGCGUACGAAGACGACGACGACUCUUUCGACAUCAUUUCUGGAUCUGCAAGUGAGAGUAGCUGA
This is a messenger RNA of Penicillium nucicola, 1749 nucleotides long. RefSeq lists its product as uncharacterized. The transcript has 2 exons. Bases 1 to 1749 code for a protein of 582 amino acids. The record is from RefSeq and is a predicted model, not a curated record. NCBI's taxonomy places the organism in Eukaryota, Fungi, Ascomycota, Eurotiomycetes, Eurotiales, Aspergillaceae.